Messenger RNA from Trichomonas vaginalis G3, 2361 nucleotides. RefSeq lists its product as uncharacterized. NCBI's taxonomy places the organism in Eukaryota, Parabasalia, Trichomonadida, Trichomonadidae. The transcript has a single exon. The record is from RefSeq and is a predicted model, not a curated record. Bases 1 to 2361 code for a protein of 786 amino acids.
AUGUUUUCAGCGAAACCGGUUAAAUUUGAUUACCAAGGCAGCCAACACCUCUUCAAGAACUAUGUCACACCAUCAUACAACAUCAAAGACCUAUCAAACAAUUCAUUUGUUGAUCUUUUGUGCAUGGAUGAUGUUUUAUCAGCUGCAGCAUCCAGUUUGACACUUUCAUGCUCUGUUUGUCUUAAAUCGAGGCGUUCUAAAGAGUUCAAACACUCCGUUUUCAUUCCACACCGCGAAAAAGACUCUCCAUUUGUUUCAUGGAUUUGUCGAUCAUGUUUUGAGCGGCAAAGUCCUAAAACUAAAUUUGAAAUGAAAUCAAACUUCCCCGAGAUCCACCAGACAAUUGAGAACUGUGGCCAGAACUGUCCUGAUGACAAAAUCAUCGAAUCAUUCGAAAAGAUGUCGAAACGUGUUAAAAGCACUAUUUCAACUAUCAAACAACGACCAAUUGGCAAUCAGAGGUCAAUUAUUCCAGUUGUUAUUUCUCUUCAUGAUGAGUUCAUCAAGAUCUUGAAAGUUUUCCGUCAGAGAUUGAUUCAAAUGGAGAAUAUUUCAUCAAACGACUUAGUUACAAUCAAAGACGUCACAGAAUACAACGCAAGAAUCGGAAACAACCAACGCGUUGUCAAAGUUCCAGAACCAGAUAUCGAAGUUGUCGACAAAAUCACAUUUACUAAAUUCAUUGAAGAGAUGACAGAAACAUGUCAUGAAAAUCUGACAUCAGUUUUGACUAUGUCACCAUUUGAUCUUUACAAGAAUAUCCAAGAACAAUCUAAGAAUUCUAUGAAGACAAAAACAACAGAUGACAAAAUUCAAAUGGAUUGCGAUGAUUUCACUGAUCCGAAAUGUCACUUCACUUUUCAAUCUACAAAUGAUCAUAAGAUCACAGACAUCACAAAUGAAUAUCGUAUCAGUGAAAUUGAUAACGGUUUGUUUAUUUCAAACAAUUUUGUCACUUUUAAGACUAAAGGCAAAAUUGUUGGAGUUUUCAAGAUUGUCUCUAAAUUACUUGUUUGUCUUAAAACAGACGAUGUUUUAAGAGUUUAUUUGUGUCCUUUAUCAGAUACAUUUGUCGAAGAAAAUGUUUUGAUCAAGGAAAUCCAAAAUGGUCAACUUUGUCACUUUUUUGAGAAUCAACUUUUAAUUUAUGGAGAUAAAAAAGUCACAAUUCUCGAAAUUGACGAUAACUAUGAUGUUCAAAACACUAAAGUUAUCGAAAACAUUCCAAUUGAAGUCAAAUACAUUGGUUCUGCAAAUGAUACAUUCUAUUUAUGUUCUGAUAAUUCGUUUGUUACUAUUUAUGACGCAGAAAUUUCAGAUGUUAAAGAAAUUGAAGGAAAAAUCAUCAAUGUCACAUCAUCUUCAUCUAAUUGCUUUGCCAUCAGAGAUAACCAGACGGCUGUUUCAUUGUUAGAUGAUGAUUUCAUCAAUGGUGUCCAUUCAAAAGCUGUUUUUACAUCAAUCAACGGUUUAUGUGGCAUUUUGUCAUUUGACGAUAGUGGCAAACCGUUUUUCACACAAACAACAGAAAACGUCACCAAAAUUAAAUUUGUCAACAAACGAGAGAAAACAAUUACUAAAGAAACAGGUCUUUUCAAGAUCAAUAAACCCGAUAAAAUUACACCACAAAUGGUGUCACAUCUUUUGUCUUCUUUUGUUCCUUCAUUGGUUAUGACAUUAGAUAACAAUCGUUUUGCUACAUUUGUCACGAAUUCGCUUGAAAUGAAGAGUCUUUGUGUCAAAAGGAACAAUUUCGAAGGUCAAGUUAAAAACUACUUCAACAAGUGUCUUAAAACAGUUAGUUUACAUUCAACAGAAGAAACUGUUUUAAGUGUUGAUAGUCUUUGUUCAUUAGUUUGUUUUAUUGGUCUUAAUUCCGCAUUUUCUGCAGUUGAUUCUAUUUUCGGACAUCGAUUUUCUAAUUCAAGUUUUGAUGGAGUUUUUGUGUCAACAAAAUUCACAAAUGAUCGAAUUUUUAUUCCAUUAGUUUUUGAGAACAAGAAGAUUCAGAAGAAAGAUAUUCAGAAUGAGAUUGAUUGUUUAGUUUCUAAGCAGGUUCCAGUUGUUUUAGUUUGUGGUUGCAGCAAUGACUGUUUCGAAUACGAAGGAAUUGAUAAACUUAACAUUCUGUCAUUCAUUUGCCCAGGAAAAGAAUCAAAGAGGAUUCUGAGUGAAUUUGUUUCUAAGGAAAUCAAUUGUUUCGAAGAAGGUGAUGAAAAAAUCACUGAAGUUUUUGAAACCGUGGAAAAGGUCAAAGGAUCAGAUGCUAUUAAAUCAGCCAAAGAAGUUUUAUCUUUGAUCGCAACUAAGAAAGCUUUCGACAACUCCGAAAUUUCUUCUAUUUUGAAAUUUAUCAACUAA